Molecule: messenger RNA, 1783 nt
Organism: Phycodurus eques (leafy seadragon)
Lineage: Eukaryota; Metazoa; Chordata; Actinopteri; Syngnathiformes; Syngnathidae
Gene: polr1e
Product: RNA polymerase I subunit E
Exons: 12
Coding region: 15-1262 (415 amino acids)
Biological process (GO): nucleolar large rRNA transcription by RNA polymerase I; transcription elongation by RNA polymerase I; RNA polymerase I preinitiation complex assembly
Cellular component (GO): RNA polymerase I complex
Molecular function (GO): DNA binding
Source: RefSeq, a predicted model, not a curated record
ACAAGAUAACCAACAUGGCGGCCUCCUGUUCGAUAGUGUGCUGCGAGGAAGAUAAAGACUCAGAAAAAGCAGUUAUAUUUCGAUUUUCCAACGGCAGCGUCCGAAAUGCCGAGAAACUGGACUUCACGAUGUACACGAGUGCAGAUAAGGUCAACCCGAGGAAAAAAACGAGGCGGAUACUGGUGGCCGAAUCAAAAAGGUUGUCCUAUGUUGGACAAAAUUUCGGAACAGAAGCCCUUAAAUGCAACAGUCUUUGCAACUAUUAUGUUGGCGUAUUGAACAAGCAGACCAUGCAAAUGGAACUGCACAGUGCCCAGCUUUUCAACUUGCAACCCGUUAUACCAGGAGAAAACACAGUGGUGGAUAAUAACGAGACAACUGAAACAUACAGAGAAAAGGUUGACUCUCUGAUUGAGGCGUUUGGUACCAACAAACAGAAGAAAGCUCUGAACUCUCGCAGGCUGAACAUGGUGGACCACCACAUGUUGCACCAGGCGGUCGUGAAGGCUGCCAACACGGUCAUCGAUGAGAAGGGUCUGCAUGCUCUGCAACAGGAAGCUGCCGAGAUGGAGUCGCAGGCAGAUUUUGCUCGCCACCUUCCUCCGUGUGACGCGCAUGCAGACACGCUUGAGAAUGUCUACCCGUUGGAGAACCUACUCAGUCCAGUGGACUUCAAGGCCUUGGAGGAGGCCGGUUCCAAGAUGGCGGCGCUCACUGCUGAAGAGCUGCAGACGAUGAGAGAGAGCGGAGGGGUUCUGUGCGUAGUGAAGCACCUGGAGAACCUGCCCGGUGACGACGAAGCCCGAGAGAAGAUGGCGCGCUGCGCUUUCUACCUUUCCAUGCUUCUCAAACUGUCGCGCCAGAAGAGCCUCAGCCACAAGUUUGGCAUGAAGGAAGGCUGCCCUCGCAUUGUGCAAAACACACUAUUCAGGACAUUCACAGUGGAGACUUUCACCAAUGGCAGGCUCCAGAACAUGGUGUCUACUUCAAUGCGUGUCAAAUUAGCAGCAUACUGCCUGGCUCUGCUGCUCCAUAUGGGUGACAUGACUGCUGACCUCACAUUACUGCAUCAGGACAUGGCACUCAGCGAGGCCAGGAUAGUUGAAGUUGCAAAGUCGAUGGGGUUGACCCUGGCGAAGCCCCCCCGUGGAAAGAACGUUGUGGCUGGCCUGCAUGAUGAACGCAAAAAGGCUUCCCUCAUCCUCCCUCUUGUCAAAUAUGACGCAUUUGUGGAGAGACGCAAACGCAAGAAGAUGCAUUAAGGACCCACAGAGGCGAAUAGAAGAACUGUUUAUUCAUUUCGUGAACAAAUAAAGUGGAAAUAUCAUUUCAAAUGAUACAGUUGUCGCUCUGAUGGAUGCAAAGACAAAUGUAAACGGGUUUUCGAUAACUACAUCUAAGACGUUUGAAAACGUAGAGUAGGCACAUUAGUUGACAUUACAUAUUGCACACUGAACAUCUCCUACCCUCUUUAGGUAAUUAUCACCUGGUAAGUCUGUGGCAAAAAUUCAAAGAAUUUGAUUUGGUUGCAGUGGCACAGACUCACAAGGAGAUACGACAUUUAUCAACUCAUUCACUGCCAGCCUUCCCAGUUAACAUGGAUAUUUGACUUCUAAAGCCGUCAAUGGCAGUGGAUGUGUUAAGAGAGGCUGUCGCAAGAGCUGAGCUUUUUCUUCAUAUAAAGCUCAAGCUACCGUUACAUAAAAAGGUCAAACAAGGCACAGCUUUUCACCUUGUAGAACAUUAAAGGCAACAUUAUCUCUGACUUGUUUGGCUUUGAAAA